Molecule: messenger RNA, 798 nt
Organism: Miscanthus lutarioriparius
Lineage: Eukaryota; Viridiplantae; Streptophyta; Magnoliopsida; Poales; Poaceae
Source: the annotation of a GenBank genome assembly
AUGGCGUCUCCAAAUAUGAGCAGUGCUGGAACAAGUGCUAGUGUAGGAUCUGCAGCCACAAACACAACUGACAUCAAGGCUCCACUUUGGGAUCAUGUAACCAUUCUGGAGAAGCCUAGAACUGGUGGAGGAAAUGCUAUGUGGCGCUGCAAGUACUGUCCAAUGCAAAAACUGAGUAGUUACACUAGAGUUGAAGCUCAUUUGCUGCAGAAGGGAGGAACGGGAAUAGGUAAAUGUCCUAAUGUUACAUAUGAAAUGCUUAGUGAAAUGAGGAAGGAAAUUGAAAGGUGCAAGAAUCUGGUGGAAAGAUCCAAGUCAAGAACUGUUUCUUUGCCUAUUGCUCCUUCCUCAAGCAAUACUGCUGACUGCAACAAGAGGAACAAGAGGGGGCCUGUUUCUGCAUUGGAAAAAGCUUGGGCAUUAGAAGACCGUAAGCACUUGGAUGCUUUAAUUAGUAGAGCAAUUUAUUCUGGAGGGGUAUCUUUUAAUUUUCUGAGAAAUCCAUAUCUUCGAGAAGCCUUUACCUUUGCUUGCAGCCGCAACAUGCAAGGUUAUGUGAUUCCUGGUUACAACAGAGUUAGGGAGGGGCUUCUGAAGCAAGAAAGGAGGCACAUAGAGACCUUGUUGGAGAGCACAAAGAGCACAUGGGCAGAGAAGGGAGUCACAAUCUGCUCUGAUGGUUGGUCAGAUCCUCAGAGGCGACCAAUCAUCAAUUUUAGAACAUGCUGGCUGCUGCUGCAUGAACUUGCUGGCUGCUGCAUCAAUUUCAGAGUUCAGAGUUCAGAGUUCAGACAAUAG